Penaeus indicus is the source of this 1417-nucleotide messenger RNA. Its product is annotated as carbohydrate sulfotransferase 10-like. The transcript is spliced from 8 exons. Gene Ontology annotation, biological process: carbohydrate biosynthetic process. The coding region runs from base 173 to 1417 and encodes 414 amino acids. Gene Ontology annotation, molecular function: sulfotransferase activity. Lineage: Eukaryota; Metazoa; Arthropoda; Malacostraca; Decapoda; Penaeidae. The record is from RefSeq and is a predicted model, not a curated record. Gene Ontology annotation, cellular component: membrane.
GGCCCAAAGUGGAGAGCCACGCUUUCUCUAAGUGUCUGCAAGCUUCAGGGCUACGCUAGUGUUGCUUCUGCUCCUGCUGGGUCGACACUGGGAGACCUACUGAGGUUUACCGGCGCCGAAAAGGGAGUAUCUGCCUCCAUACCUAUCCAGUCGCCUGUAGUGAGUAAUCAGGAUGACCCAUUACCUAGCGCCACGGUGCCUCAAAACGACUGCUAUUGUCGGGGCCACGUUUACACUGUUCCUGCUCAUGCUGAAUCAUGACCUGGGCUCCUACCUUGGGCCUCUGACGCCGAAAAAGGCCCUACUUCUGCUGCCCAAGAUCCAGAACGUACAAAUAUCUCCUGCUGCAUCUCCGUCGGCCUCGCCCUCCACCCCUGCGAGUCAUGAAAACGAUUUUGUUGCUCGGAGGUUUCGUGAAAGGAAGGCGUUCAAGGAGGAAAUGUGCCGGAAGAUGAACACCAGUGGGAAGAUAAUACCAAAUUAUGUUAUGCAUUACAACAGAGAAUACAAGCUUCUUUUGUGCGCUCCUCCUAAGACAGGCUGCAGUUCGUUGAAACGCCAUCUGUUACGUUUAGCGGGAGUUCCUGAAAUGGUAAAUGUCCACUCGGAACAAGCAAGAAGAGCUAUAUCAGUUAGACACGUCUUAGGGGCUGACUUAUACAAAGUACUGCAAUCUACAUUCCCGGCGACUCGGGUCAUGGUGGCCAGGCAUCCCUUGGACCGCCUCGUGUCUGGCUACAAGGACAAGUUCAGAAACGGGGAUCAGGUCACUGGCACAUGGGCGAAAUACAUGACUAUGUACAGGGUGCGUCGUGGAUUCAACACAAGCAACAUGACUUUAACCUUCCGCCAGUUCCUGGAAAUGAUUGCAAACAUAAUGGACAAAGGAGAAAGUCUAAGCCUCAAUCAAGCACAAACUCGUACCUUUCCCUUCUUCACAAAUGCGAAAAGAAUUCAACCGUCAGAAAGAGAACUGGGAGAUGCAAGGAUGCGCCUGUUUAAAAGAUUUGGGAGAAACAAAAGUGACCGGCACUUCCGCCCAAUCACCCUCCUGUGCUAUCCCUGCGACGUCAGAUAUGAAUAUAUAUUCCACACAGACACCCUAACGCAAGAUCUUCAGCAUAUCGUGGAUAAACUCAAUAUCACAGGCAUCGAUCUUGAUCUACGUCUGAACAAUAGGACACGAAAAUCUUCGUAUGAAGAUUAUUAUAAAAAUAUUCCUGCUAGUCUAAUCAGAAGGAUAUACGCAAUCUACAAGGAAGACUUUCUUAUUAAUAACUUUACAGUACCUGCCUUCUUGAGAGGUGUAAUCCAAGGCGAUAGUGUGUUUGAAUCUGAACCUGAACCUGACACCGACGGCUACCUCCAAAAGUGGUUUCCUUAUGCAUCACCCAUCUCCGGCAACGGAAGAUGGUAG